Penicillium canescens is the source of this 333-nucleotide messenger RNA. RefSeq lists its product as uncharacterized. The record is from RefSeq and is a predicted model, not a curated record. The transcript has 3 exons. Bases 1 to 333 code for a protein of 110 amino acids. NCBI's taxonomy places the organism in Eukaryota, Fungi, Ascomycota, Eurotiomycetes, Eurotiales, Aspergillaceae.
AUGAGUUACAAGACCAACUAUGAGCUCUACUCUCGAGGGAGCAUCGAUAGCAGACGCUCACCACCGCCCGAUGAGCUUCUCUCACCGUUGGCAACGCUUUACCCACAUGUCGCAGCCCUGCAGCCCAAAUACGACCCCAGCAACUGCACCUUCACCGGUUAUCACCACACGGGAUAUUGGGCUGCAGCCUAUACGACACAGCCUCUCGAGGAUCCUUUCAUGCCCACGCGUCGCGGCAGUGAUGGCCUUCCAUGUCGAUUUGUCUCUAAACUGCGCCGAUUUCUUAGCCGGGACGAUUUAAAGUCCAGACGGGGAUCCCGGGCCACUGCAUAA